AUGGCCCUCAAGAUCCUUAUCUGCGGCGGAGGCAUUAGCGGCAACGCCCUCGCCUUCUGGCUCUCACAGCGCCACGAUGUCACGGUGAUCGAGCACUUUCCCUCCCUGCGUUACUCCGGAUUGCAACUAGAUUUACGAGGACCAGGUAUUGAGGUACUACGCCGGAUGGGUCUCGAGACUGCCUUUCGCGCGUGCACUGUCCACGAGCAGGGACUGCAACUCGUCGACAGCUGGAAUCGCCGCUGGGCAUGGUUCGCAGCCAAUCGAUCCGGCCACGGCCUGCAGAACUUCACUACGGACUUUGAGAUCAUGCGCGGCGAUCUCUGCCGGCUGCUGUACGACGCUUGCCGGGAUCGCGUGCGAUAUAUCUUCGGGCACCGCGUGCAACACCUCGAGCAGACAGCGCACAACGUCACUGUGCUCUUCUCCGACGGACAGCAAGAUCGUUUCGAUUUCGUUGUGGGUGCCGAUGGUCUAGGAUCACGUACGCGUCGCAUGAUGCUAGACGCAGACGCUCCGGACCCGUUGCGACCCGUAGGAACCACAGCGGGAUACUUCACCAUGGCGCGGGAACUCCAGCCGGGCGAGCAAUACAUGGCCAGCUGCUAUCUCGCAACGUAG
Molecule: messenger RNA, 621 nt
Organism: Aspergillus tanneri
Lineage: Eukaryota; Fungi; Ascomycota; Eurotiomycetes; Eurotiales; Aspergillaceae
Product: FAD-dependent oxidoreductase
Exons: 1
Coding region: 1-621 (206 amino acids)
Molecular function (GO): FAD binding
Source: RefSeq, a predicted model, not a curated record